Molecule: messenger RNA, 1533 nt
Organism: Mycetomoellerius zeteki
Lineage: Eukaryota; Metazoa; Arthropoda; Insecta; Hymenoptera; Formicidae
Exons: 11
Biological process (GO): sensory perception of smell; detection of chemical stimulus involved in sensory perception of smell
Cellular component (GO): plasma membrane
Molecular function (GO): olfactory receptor activity; odorant binding
Source: RefSeq, a predicted model, not a curated record
AUGGAGACCUGGAAGCGUUACUAUAAUAUCGUCUACAAAAUAUCAUCGCUCACCGGUACAUGGCCGUAUUUGAAACUGAAAGCAAGGAUAUUUCGCGUUGCUGUAAUGACUAUAACUAUACUGACGGUACUCGUUCCGCAGAUCAAGAGACUCACUCAACAUUUAUUCAUUGACUGGAAGGAAUUGAAAACUCCCAAAGAAUACGAGAUUAUGAAAUUAUACGCACAGAACAGUAGACGAUUUUGUGUGGUGUAUACGGGUGAGAAGUUUGUGGAACUUAUCGAAAAUAUCUUCACUAUACCUUUCGCCGCACAAAUGAUCGUGGUAACCAUAGGAUUAAGUAUUACUUUGCUGCAAUUUACGCAGCAGAACGGCGAUAUUUUGGUGUCAAUAAGAUACGUGUUGUACUUUGUCGCUCAAUUGUUCCAUUUAUUUUGUCUCUGUUUCGAAGGACAGAAGCUAAUAGAUCACAGUAUUCAGACGUGCGAUAAGAUAUACAGCAGUACCUGGUACGAAGUAUCUAUGAGAUCGCAAAAGCUAAUCGUGAUGGUGAUGAUGAAAAAUCUACGACCGAGUUUCUUGAGCGCCGGCAAGAUCUACAUUUUCUCCCUGGAGAGCUUUACCGUGGUUCUACAAACUUCAAUGUCAUACUUUACGGUGCUUCAACAUGCAGGCAACAAUGUGUAUAUGUAUUGCCAGCAGUUUAACAGCAAGAUAGCUGCGUCAAUGUUAUCUUGUGUUAUUGGCAAUAUGAAAGCAUUGCAUGAUGCUGUAUAUUAUUAUGGCAACAUGAUAGCAGUAAUGCGAAUUUUGAUGAUGACGAUUUUAAAGUUGUCGGCAAACUGCUGGCAAGUUGCUACUCAAAGUUAUCAUAUCAUGAAGGCAUCAAGUUGCCAACAAAUGAGGACUCGGUUGCUGCAAUUCUGGUUCGCGGCGAUUCUUGAAGACCUCUUUUGCACUGCUUUCGCAAUACAUAUGCUGAUAUAUGUUGUAACAUUGAGCAUUUCUCUGCUACAGGUUGCGUUACAGUAUGGCGAUAUUAAUGAAACGUUGAAGUACCUGACAUAUAUCUUCGGUCAAAUAUUACAUACGUUCUGCUUCAGUCUGCAAGGUCAGAGACUGAUCAAUCACAGCAUGCAAUUGCACGACAAAAUAUACAAUUCCUUCUGGUAUGAAAUACCUGUGGAAUCACAAAGGCUGCUUCUGCAAGUGAUGCGAAGAAGCACGGAACCCUGUUUUUUGAGCGCCGGCAAAAUUUAUGUCUUCUCUUUAAAGAGCUUCACCACGGUAAAGAUUAUUUAGUUUACUGUUGUUUCUUGUUUCUUUGAAGUCUUUCUUAAAAAUACCCGCUCUUAUUUUCAAGGUUAUGCAGUCUUCGAUGUCAUUCAACAAACUUCGAUGUCAUACUUUACGGUGCUCCGUUUAUUGGACGCAGUAGCGUCAAAUAGCGAAGUAGCAACCAAUCAACGAGGUGACAUUUACAGUGGCGGAAAAAAUAUCGCCUUGCUGGUUGGUUGCUGCUCCGUUGCUUGA